This is a messenger RNA of Sorghum bicolor (sorghum), 1516 nucleotides long. Its product is annotated as 2-oxoglutarate-Fe(II) type oxidoreductase. The transcript has 11 exons. Bases 221 to 1225 code for a protein of 334 amino acids. NCBI's taxonomy places the organism in Eukaryota, Viridiplantae, Streptophyta, Magnoliopsida, Poales, Poaceae. The record is from RefSeq and is a predicted model, not a curated record.
CCCCUCCAGGCACGUCCACCUUUAUAAAUCGUCUCGUCAGACCAUUCCAAUCCGGCAACUCCUGCUCUGCCUGAGCCUGAGUCUGAGCGUAUCAAGAAGAGGGGAAGGCGGCUACCGGAGAAGAGGGUAGGCGGCGGCGGGAGCAAAAGAAGAGCGGCGAAUCCAAGAGAGAUCAGAGCCUCAGAGGGAGAGUCGAGAGAGGGAGAGAGAAGCGCCCAACAUGGAGAGCCCGAUCUCGAGGACUAACCUGAAUUGCAUCAGCCUGGCGGACCCGGACGUCCAGAAAUCGGUCGCGCUCCUCAAGCAGGCAUGCCUGGAUUCAGGCUUCUUCUAUGUUGUGGAUCAUGGGAUAAGCCAAGAGUUCAUGGAUGAAGUUUUUUCCCAGAGCAAGAAGUUCUUUGACCUUCCUCACAGUGAGAAAAUGAAGCUUCUCCGAGACGAGAAGAAUCGAGGGUACACACCCAUGCUAGAUGAAAUUCUUGAUCCUGAAAAUCAAGUGAAUGGUGACUACAAGGAAGGAUAUUAUAUUGGAGUUGAGGUACCAGCAGAUGAUCCAGAAGCAAACAGGCCAUUUUAUGGUCCAAAUCAGUGGCCUUCUAAAGAAGUAUUACCAAAAUGGAGGGAAGUGAUGGAGCAAUAUCACAGGGAGGCAUUGAGAGUAGCAAAAUCAGUUGCAAGGAUCAUUGCUCUUGCUCUAGAUCUAGAUGUGGACUUCUUUGAUAGACCUGAAAUGCUUGGGGAGCCUAUAGCCACUUUAAGGCUCUUACACUAUGAAGGUGGACAAAAAACAGGUAAAGUGUCAAAUCCUGCAAAGGGUGUUUAUGGAGCGGGUGCCCAUUCAGAUUAUGGCCUGAUAACUCUCCUAGCAACCGAUGAUGUAGUUGGACUCCAAAUAUGUAAGGACAAGAAUGCUCAGCCUCAAGUAUGGGAAUAUGUAGCUCCUGUGAAAGGAGGAUUUAUCGUCAAUCUUGGUGAUAUGCUUGAAAGAUGGAGUAACAGCAUUUUCAGGUCAACCUUACAUCGAGUGGUCCUAGAUGGCCGAGAACGCUACUCGAUAGCCUACUUUGUGGAACCAAGCCAUGACUGUGUAGUUGAGUGCCUGCCGACCUGCAAAUCCGAAUCAAAUCCUCCAAAGUUCCCUCCGAUCACCUGUUCUGCAUACCUGUCCCAGCGUUACAAGGACACUCAUACAGAUCUGAACUCCUACAACAACAGCAAGGCCUAAAGGAUGGCCUACUAAAUCUUUUUUUCACUACUUUUGUCAGCCAUCUGUACGGCAGACAUGUAACCUGCAAUAACACUAGGUGGAGGACGGCACUGUGUGUGUAGUGUGUACUAAUACGGUAAUACCAAUACCAGAUUACCAGUGUAUCACAGUAUCAAUAUAGGUAUAGCAGUUUUGUAGACGCCAUUCUCCAUGUAAGAUGAAGAGAAGAAUUGAAGAUCAAGAAUGGCCUUCCUGUCGUGUUGUGAAGUUCCUUUUUUUUUCUUUUGAAACUGAAUUAGUUCCCGAGCU